Molecule: messenger RNA, 946 nt
Organism: Humulus lupulus (European hop)
Lineage: Eukaryota; Viridiplantae; Streptophyta; Magnoliopsida; Rosales; Cannabaceae
Exons: 2
Coding region: 100-771 (223 amino acids)
Source: RefSeq, a predicted model, not a curated record
AAAGUUGGGCUUGGUAUCUAAGAAAAACUCUGCUUAUAAAAACCACACCAAGAACGAGAAGAAGAAGAAGAUUAAAAUAAAGAAGAAGAAGAAGAAGAAAUGAAGCUAGUUUGGUCUCCUGAAACAGCAUCGAAAGCUUACAUCGAUACUGUCAAAGCAUGCGAGAUUUUUCGAGAAUCAGGCGUGGCGGAGCUGGUUUCCGCCAUGGCAGCCGGCUGGAACGCCAAAUUCAUCGUGGAGACAUGGUCACAGGGAGGACCGAUCACUACCAGCAUCGGCCUCGCCGUAGCUAGCCGCCACACGGGCGGAAGACACGUGUGCAUAGUCCCUGACGAGAAGUCGAGUUCGGACUACGUCAAAGCCCUGAGCGAAGCUGGGGUUUCGGCUGAGGUAAUCGUGGCCGGAGAUGCCGCAGAGGAAGCCAUGGAUGGCCUCGUCGGGGUCGAUUUUCUGGUUGUGGAUGGCCGGCAAAAGGACUUCGCUAGAGUUCUGAGAGUGGCGAAGCUGAGCCAGAGAGGAGCCGUUCUGGUUUGCAAGAACGCGACUUCGAAAAACGCCACCGGUUUCAGGUGGCGGAGCGUGGUGGAAGAAGGUGGUUGUGGGUCGCGGCGGUUGGUUCGGUCUGUGUUUUUGCCGGUCGGGAAUGGACUUGAUAUUGCCCACGUCGGCGCCGGUGCCGGAGGGAGUUCGAGUCCGGCGAAGGGAGAUCGUCGGAGAUGGAUUAAACAUGUGGAUCGACAAUCGGGAGAGGAAUAUGUUAUUCGAAAGUAAUUUUUAGCUGAGAGAAAACACGAGAAAAUCUAAAAAUUAUUUUUAUUUUUAUUUUUGGAAUUUAAUUAUAUUUUUAUGUACAUAUUUUACACUUACCAGCAACCAAUUGUUAUAAAAUUGUUUUUUUUUAGGAGACAUAUUAUAUGAUUUCAACAAUAUGAAUCAUUUUAAGAAA